AUGGCCACUCCUAGCAGUCAGAAGCAACCUUCUAAGCGUUCUAGCGAUGAAGAAAGGGAGGAAUUUCCGCUUAAGUGUCAGAGCCCAGUCCCUAACCCAGCCAUCUACCCCAAUGAGAUGUACCUUUGUCGACGAGAUGAGUAUCACGAAAUGAUAAAUCAUCAUAAAGCUGUAUUUUACAGCCGCACCAGAUACAGGGCGGCAGAGGUGACCGUCGGCGAUGCUUUUGAGUCGGUAUUUGUUCGAGUGAGAACAUGGGCAACCAUGUGGGGAAAGGGAGAGUCACUCUCGCAUCUUUCCGAUUCGGAUAAACAGGCGAUUAUCGCCAGCUUGGAUGAAUACUGUGUCCAGGAAGACUGGGAUAGCAUUCUUCUCAACCUCCCUCCUGCUGCUCGUGCUAAUUUCGGAUGAUCUUGGUUGAGUACAAUGCUAAAUCAGUUCAUCUGUACCAAGUUCAUAGACUCUCCCUUUUGGUUCAUGGACGGAAAGAUCAAUGCCAGCGAUUCAGAGACCCAGUCUGACUUCCACAAGAGGUUCCAGUACGUGUACGAGAAGCUCAUCCAGGUUUCCCGCGAGGAUGCAGCAUGGUGGAAAUCCAUCAUUGUCGGAAAGCUCAACGACGAACCCUGCGUGAUGAACAACAUCCCGCCCACCCCCGUCGGCCGCACCACGGUCAAACAUCGCACGGCGCUCGUGAAGACCUAUACCGAUGAGUUGAUGUGUUCGCGGCUCUUUCAGCUCUUGCUUCGGGAUCCAGUGACCAAGUACAAACGGUACCAGCGCAAGAAGGACCUGCGCUUACUCCUUGAAUGUGCCGCUCAGACCGUCAUCCACGCCGAUGGUGGUCUCUACGGCAAUACGAACAUCGUGCGACUGCCAGAUCUGCCGAAAUUCAAUCACUGGUCGGGCCAGAUGAUCGUCCAUCCCUUCCACGCAGGAUUUGAACCCGUCGAAGGAAGUCGGGUCUUGAUUGUGACGCGGCCGAGCUACAGCUACAUCGACAUCCUCUCCCUCAACCACUUCGCUACGGUUCCCCCGUGGAGGGCGAACCGUGCCGAAGUACUGGUGGCUGCCAAGGGGAGAAAAGCACGGGCACUAUGGGCAGCAGCUGCCGCUGGUGAUGACCGUGAAGACACCGUUGGAAGAGACAAAGAGGAAGGAGACAGCCAGGAAGAUGAUGACACGGAGGAGAUUGCUGAGCCCGUCAGGGAUCUCCCACCGCUACGAGACACUUUCUGGCGGCAGUAA
Molecule: messenger RNA, 1248 nt
Organism: Aspergillus niger
Lineage: Eukaryota; Fungi; Ascomycota; Eurotiomycetes; Eurotiales; Aspergillaceae
Exons: 2
Source: RefSeq, a predicted model, not a curated record